GUGGUGGUGUUGGUGGUGGUGAGGGCGUCCGUCGGCCCACGUCGCUGCCUCGGGCACAAGGCGCGAGCGGGAGCGAGAGGGCCACGCGAGAGAGAAGCGCACGGUCCCUGCAGUGGGGACGACGCGAGCGAGGAACCGCGCGGGACCCGUCCUCGAUCCGUCCGCACGGAGACAACCCCGCGCGCACUCGUCCAUCGAUACAUCCAUCUUUAAGGGUCCGUAGUAUCAUCAUCAUCAUCCUCAUCGUCCUCGUCGUCCUCACACGGAUCGCGUGCAUCUUCUCGUCUCUUGCUGGAGCCGCGCGCAAUUUUAUUUUUUAACUUUUUGUAGCCCAGCCCGUGCGUGGGAGAAGAAGGAGCCGCGGUGGGCGGACAAAACUCGCGACGCAAGCGAUGAGACAGAGAGGGACAACACCGACAACAACAACAACACCGACAACAACACCGACAACAACAACAACAGCACCGACAACAACGUCGACUCCGUGCCCACUGAUUGUUUUGGUUUGGAGCAAUUAGGCGGCUCGUACGCACGUCUCCUAAUUAGAAGACGUCACAGGCUUGGAAUUUGAAGGCAGUGCGCGCGACGGAUCCGACGCUUCAAUCCACCACCACCACCACCACCAACCCCCACCGCCGCUGCCGCCCAGAACUUGGAAGAUUCCCCCACACGAGCAAUUCUGCGGCCAUCCUGUAAUUAGAAGACAAUAUUCCUCGCGGCAUGAUUUUCUUUUUGUUGUGGUUUAUUGUUUGUUGAAGAUGAUAGGGAGCCAUCAACGCCGUCGUCUAAGCCGACUGACUCCUGCCAAUUUAGAAGGCGCUGUUCAGGUUGGUGUUGCUUCGUGAUUCACGCGUGAAGUUGCAAGGACCGCGCCGUGGAAACACUCUCCCCUACUCCUGCAGUCACGAGGACAUCGCACCCGCGAUCGAAAACACGCGCCCGUCAAUUGCAGUGAAGACGCUGUUCCUUGCCACUUAGGAGUAUUCAAUUAAGGAGACGUUGUUUAUCAUUGGUGUUACUGCUACUACUAGACCCAUCGCGAUCUGGCCGUACCGAUACCGCAUUGGACCCGACCGUCGCGAGCAACGGAGGCGAUCGAUUGAAAAGUCUCCCCGGCGCCAGAGUGGGGGAGCGAAGUUGCGAGCGGUGGUUGAGUCGCAAGCCUUUGUCGUGGGGGGGGGGCACAGAGAGAGAAGCUGAGCUCUGCGUGGGAGGGGGAGCGCCUCUCUCUCUCUCUCUCCUCCCCGCACACCUCGCGCCGCCAGUGGCUGAGUGGCUGAGCGGAGUAAUGAGUUGUCUCGAUGUGAUGUACCACGCGUACGGGCCGCCUGCCCGCGCCUACCUCAGCGCAGCAUCGGCCGCCUACUCAUCGUACCCCCACGCCACGCAGAAGCUGCAGCUCUUACCGGGCAAGAUGAGCGACUUUUUCGAGGGCAUCAACGCGGGCAGCAGCGCCCCGCACGAAGGGCAGCCUCAGCCGCCCGAGGGGAGCCGGCACGCGGCGAGAGGCAUCGUGAGCGAAGGCGGUGACCGAGCAGACCCCGAGGAAGGCGGCACAGACGACGAGACAGCAGCAGCAGCGGCAACAACAACAACAACAGCGGCUACAACAACAACAACAGCGGCUUCGUCAGCAGCUGGAGACGCGGGCGUGCUGCAGCAGCAGCAUCAUCAGCAGCAGCAGCGUCACGACAAGGAGCGGGUGGCCGCGGCUCAGUACCUCACGUCUCGCUGCCUACUGCUCACCUACUUCCGUGGGGACAUCGCCAGCGAAGUGGACGAACACUUCAGCCGCGCGCUCAGCCAGAAGCCCCCCACGGCGACGCAGACGACGCAGACGACGACGCCGGGAGCCGAGCAGGCGGAGCGCAGUGAGCGGCGAGCAUGGAAAGACAGACUUCUCUCUCCCAUGACCCAGCGGAAUUUCCCUCCGUCCUUCUGGAGCAGCAGCACUUACCACCACGGCACGGGCACCACAGCAGGCAUGGCGCUGGGAGCUCACCCGGCGGACCUCGCAUUCUCCCUGGAGCCCUACCCGGGCAUGCACCACCACCCUCACCACCACCACCAUCACCACCACCACCACCACCCGCACCACCCUCACCACCACCCGCACCACCACCCGCACCACCCGCACCAUCACCACCACCUCGUGCAGCAGCAGCAGGAGGUCGCGGCCGCGUGGCAUUACCCGCUGUCGAGCCAAGCCGGUGCGUACUCGCGAGGGGUCUCCGACCUCUACUCGGCCGGGGCUCAUCCCUUUGACCCCCUCUACGGGCCUCUGCUGGUGCCGCCGCCGCCGCCGCCGCCGCCGCUGCGGCCGGCGAGGCUGCCACCGGCCCUGGGUCCCGGGUGCGACCUCGGCAAAGCCUCGGAGAGCCCCGUGGGAGGCCCGUGGAGCCAGGGAGGCUUCGCGGCUCACAGCUCCGUGGAGGUGGCGCAGAGUUUGAACGCGGAAGCGGCUCGACGCUACGGCCUCUGUAGCUCGUCGCUCAUGAGCUGAUGGUUCGGUUGACAAGCCUCAAGGAUGGAGGGUUGCUGCUGACCCCCCCCCCACCCCCCAAUCAACCUCUCCACAACAAGGACAAAGAUCCCCCGUAUAGCCUCCAUAGACUGCUGGGGCAAGUACUGUGAACAAGCGCCCGUUAAGGCCUGCACGGCGCACGAGGGGGUAGGUUUGUGUGGCCGUGAAACCCCAAGUGCUGAAGUUUACACACCGCAUCGCCAGACGCCCAUAUUGUUUUACUCUGAGUCGACCUAGAAGAGACCCACCCCCGUUUGCCCACAGCCCGGUUCAGAUAUCAAACGCCCACUGUCGUUGACUGUGAUUGUAGCGCGGCGCGCUAACCGCUGCGCCACCGCUCCCCAUUAAUUAAUUAAUUAAUUAAUUGAGGUCUUGUUCAAUCAAUGAAUUAAUGCGAUCGGCACGCGGCGGGAGGGAAGGAGCCCGGUGCUCACGAAGGCCACGUGGACGCCAGGAAUGCCACACCACCACCACCCACCCCCAUCCACUAACUUUGCCCAUCCCAUGCCACGUGGACAAACGCCCAGUGGAGACGUGGCUGCCGGUCAAUGAGAACAGCCUUGGGUACCCCCAUCCGCACGCGAGCAUUAGCAGCAGAUGAUGAUGAUGAUGCACAGGUAGAAAAUAAAAAAAUAUAUAUCCCGGCAGUGUGGGGAGACUGUGAUCACUACCCACCCAGAACAAAACUUUGGAGCGUAGAACAUGGACUCAAUGCCCCCCCACCCCCACAUCCCCUCGAUUCACAAAUACGAAGGAGGCACCAUCAUCAUCAUCACCGCACAUCCGAUUAGCACGGCUGGCUACGCACGGUGCGAAAGAAGUUGAACGUACACGCAGCGGCGACAGGCGAGCCAGAUCCUGGCUCCGCGACCAUCGGGCUCAUCAACCCACCUGGGUAUGAACUUACAGCCGUCCGUUUCUGCUCGCCCUCGCUUUGCGCCGUCAACAUCAGCCUGCCACCAGGAACCGGGGACCGAUCUUCUCCUCCACGUGGUGGGCAAAACGCGCCGAGCUUCGGACCGCGAUUGGACCAGCCUCGUUCGUCUACGCUGACUCGGUGCUGCAGCUGCAACACCGGGUUCCGGGACCCCUGGACGCACAUGCAGGGCAAUAUAUGGUCUGUUCGUGGGGCAGGGG
Petromyzon marinus (sea lamprey) is the source of this 3661-nucleotide messenger RNA. Its product is annotated as transcription cofactor vestigial-like protein 2. NCBI's taxonomy places the organism in Eukaryota, Metazoa, Chordata, Hyperoartia, Petromyzontiformes, Petromyzontidae. Gene Ontology annotation, cellular component: nucleus. The record is from RefSeq and is a predicted model, not a curated record. Gene Ontology annotation, biological process: regulation of DNA-templated transcription.